AUGUCCAACAUGGAGAAGCAUCUGUUUAAUUUGAAGUUUGCUGCAAAGGAACUCAACAGGAACUCUAAAAAAUGUGACAAAGAAGAAAAGGCUGAGAAAGCUAAAAUUAAAAAGGCAAUUCAGAAGGGUAACAUGGAAGUCGCACGGAUACAUGCGGAAAAUGCAAUCCGACAGAAGAAUCAAGCCAUCAAUUUCUUGCGCAUGAGUGCCAGGGUAGAUGCUGUAGCAGCAAGAGUUCAGACUGCAGUGACAAUGGGCAAGGUAACAAAGUCAAUGGCAGGGGUAGUUAAGUCUAUGGAUGCCACACUGAAGAGCAUGAACUUGGAAAAGAUAUCUGCACUAAUGGAUAAAUUUGAGCAUCAAUUUGAAACACUAGAUGUUCAGACACAACAGAUGGAAGACACAAUGAGCAACACUACUACACUAACAACGCCACAAAACCAGGUGGAUAUGCUUCUACAGGAAAUGGCAGAUGAAGCAGGUCUUGAUCUGAACAUGGAACUACCUCAAGGACAGACAGGUUCUGUUGGUACAAGCGUUGCUUCCGCAGAGCAGGAUGAGCUGUCACAGAGACUGGCCCGCCUACGUGAUCAAGUUUAAGUCAAACAAAGCUGCGGUUCUUUGUACAUGUUUUCAAAGCACCUUUUCUGUAGCUGUUCCUUCACUACACAAGAGAGGUGUAUACAGUAUGGCUUAAAUAUUUGAAUACUUGUAAUAUAGGGUUCUUCACUCCUAGCUUGCUAGUGUUUCUAAAAUUCAUUAAGUAACCCAAAUAUAUCAUCUCUUUAAUGUCCUUUCCUGUACAUUUUGAAGUUGAUAUAUUUUUGCAAGCUUUUUUCACAAAAGCAAGUUGAUGUUUUAAGCCAGCUAGUAAUGUUGGUACAUUUUAGCUAAAGGAAAAGCAGGGUGUCAUUGAUAAAUAUUCUAAAUUAUGAAGUGAUUUCUUGUUUUGUUUUAAAUUAUGAGAACUGUUUAUGGUUGGAGAACUGAUGUAUUCAGUUCAGAUGAUAGUUGUUGUUAACUUUGUCACACAGCCAAACUCCUGGAACAUGCAAAGGUGGACAGUGUGGACUUAAUGGAAAAUAUGCUUGUUAAAUACUUUGAGGGUUUUAGUCAUUUAAAGCUAGGGUAAUUGAGCUGAAAUUAAUGGUUUAGUUAAAAACUGAAUUAUGAAAGCUGUUUUCAUAUAAUUGGGAACUUGUACAGUAUCAUCACUUCAGUACAGGAGGAAUAAAAUGUAUUUUUCAACUCUUUGUCAGUUCUGUUGAAUGUUGCAGCUUGCUUGUAGAAUAAUGUCAAGUGCUAUAGGUUCUUCAUUUUGCUUUCUUCUCAGUAUCCUGGGGUGCAGCCAGUUAUGCCACUCACACCUCUUUUCUAUGUACAUCUAGUUCCUGUUAACAGGGAGCUCAUGCUAUCUGUUUUUAUAGAUUUGAGCUCAGAAGCCUUAUAUGAAAUAACUGAAGCCUGCUUUUCUCCAUUCCUUCUUACUCUGUCUUUGCUUUUAAUCUCAUCACUUCUUUAUACAUAAGGACAAGUGAUCAUAUUUUAUGCUUCAGUGCUUUUUCAUACGUGAAAGAUACGGAAGUGCUCUUCCUCAGGUUGAGAUCUUCAGUUCUCCUUCAGCAGUUGGGGUCCAGCCCUGUCUUCUCCGAACAGGAGAAGACCCUUAGAUCAGCUUUUCCUCCUCUGCACUUUGUAUCAGGUGAGAUGUGGGUCAGUUGAAGGGGGUUAGGUUGCUAUUAUACCUCAGUUUUUGAGGUACAAUGUUGCUCUCUGCCAAUAAAAUAAUAUCAUUUUUAGUAUUGUGGUUGUAUGUAGAACCUAGUUUGUGUUAAUGAUACCUUUGUAUUUCUGCACAGUUAUGAGAAUCUACUGGCUUCUUUCAGUAGCUUCCAACACUUGCUGCAGUUGUGAAUAAAUGGUUGUAGAAACCUGUAGCUGAGACUGCUUGUGAUGUGUUGCUAACAGUGAUGCUAAAAUUACCUUUCUGACUUCUGAGGCUUAUUUUCUUGUUUUAUCUUUAUAGGGGUGAGGGAAGGUGUGAAGCACUAGACUUGGAAUUAGUUCUGAAUUCGCUGGUGUUCAGGAUCACUUGGAAUUCCCAGUUUUGGGAAGUAUUUAAGAAAAAAACGAUACUUUGCUUUUUUUAGUCAGGCAGGAUUUUUUCAGUGAAAAUGUGCAAAAAUGGUGAAACAUUUCAGAGCAGUUUCAAACUAUGUUUUGAAUGUGUUUCUUGAAUCACUCUGAAGGUGUAGAGGGAUGUUACAUGCUGAAGUAUUCAAGGCUACUGUAUAAAGAUAAGGAAACCAAGAUAAGACAAAACCAGCCUAAAAUGCUGUGGAAUUCUCUCUCACACUGGCAGCCUAAACUAAAACAGUUUGUUUCAAAUGUGGCCCUUUCACUUGUUUACAUUUCCUUUCAAUGCAGCUUUCUUUUCAAUGCCUUGAAUGUUUCUCUUAUAAAUAGGAGAAACUGUAAGAUGUUUAAAAAUGUUGUGCUCACAGCUGUGAUCUUGGUAAAAUCCUUCCAAUUUAUUAAAAACCAUCGUAGGAAAGGGCUACAUACUACAUAUAUUUUUUUCCCCAAGCUCCUUCUGAACACUAUAACAAUACCAUAGUGGUGUAUCUAUGCAACCAGGUUACCCCCAGCUGGGUAACUGCUUGUGUGUGUGCCUUUGCCUUGCUGAAUUUAGUUUAUAUUCUUUUAAACUCAAUUACUUCAUCUCAUUAGAGGAUUGGAAACUCAUUGUUGUGUAAUAACAGCUCCACACCUCAGUUCACUUUGUGGUUGCUUGUGGAUUCAGCUGUGCUAUGAAGUCCUGAGGUUUUCACUGCUUAAUAUUAGACAACUUCAGUUCGUUUGUCAGGCUCCUGCUAAUGUUAAAGCUUAUGCUGCCUUUAGACUGUUCCUGGCCAUUCUUAAGCUAUGAGGAGGCAAACAGCAAAUCUGAGGUUCAUUUUCUGAGUAUGUUACCUUGCUGUGAGCCUUGGGGCUUGCCUCCGGGGAGUUUAAAAAUAGAGGGAGAUGAGACAGAUCAGACUGCUGCAAGUCAACUAUUAAAUAAGCUUCAUUAUCUUACUGGCUAUACACAGCCUCUUCUGUGGUUUCAAUCUCAUUUCAGGCUUCCGAAUUCCAGUACCAGAAUAAAUUUCCAGUAUCCUUCAAAGGGAUUGACAAGUAAACAUACGUGCUAGACUGACACAACUAAUGCUACCCCAGCAGACCUAUGAUGCAAAGAGGUAGGCAGGCUUAGGUGAAUGGGGGAAGAAAUAACGUCUUUGAAACAAUGAAUCUGUGCCCUGCUGACUUCACUCCAGACACACUGAGUGUUUCAGCAGAGCCAGGGCUAGCCCCUUCUGUGUGUAGAACUCCUGCCCUCUCCUGGAAGAAACUGUUUCUCUUUAGAAGCACUUGUGUCUGUUGGCAUUCAGGAAGUUUUAACAGUUAUUUUGUGAAUAUGUGUAUUUUUUCUUUCUCAAGUCUGUUGGAAAUGCUUGAAACUGAAAGUUACUCUUAAAGCAGUGUUUGAGUUUCAUAUCCUUCCUCCAUUCAGGCUCUCCUCAAAACAAUGGCUCUUUUAUGACAGCCCUGGCUUCUCACUCCUGUGUUUCUUGUAAGUUGUCUGUGUUUGUAGAAGUUCAUUUCAUGUUAAAUAAAUAAUGUGCACUUUUAUGUAACCUUGCUACCAGAUAAUAUUUCAAUCUUUGUGCUCAUGAGCAGACACAUCUACAGUGAAACAUUGCUUGAAAUGUUGAAAGAUGGUUUUGCUUGAUGUUUUUUUCCUUGAUUCCCAAUGCUGGUUGUGUAGACCAGCAUUAGUCUUCAUUCAUUUGAAUUCCAGAAUGAAAAGCCAUGAAGAGCUUCAGAUGAAAGCAGAAGGGAGGAAAAGAACAACUUGAACUUUCUCAAUUGCAGUGGGAUAAAAUGAUCAAGUUGCCUUUGUGGAGAUCCUCAGAGCCAAAAAAUAGUGACAUUUUGUUAAAUGUAAUAGCAGUUGUGUACAGAGAUCAGUUCUGAAGCUGGUGACAUGUAUAGAGAGGAGAAUAAUUUUUGUAGCUCUGGUAGACUUCAGUUUGAAAACUGCUUUACUUGUAAGGGACAAUUGUAAAUGUAACUGCAAGUGGUCAAUAAAACUGUACAGACAACUUCA
Molecule: messenger RNA, 4150 nt
Organism: Melopsittacus undulatus (budgerigar)
Lineage: Eukaryota; Metazoa; Chordata; Aves; Psittaciformes; Psittaculidae
Product: charged multivesicular body protein 1b
Exons: 8
Coding region: 1-600 (199 amino acids)
Biological process (GO): late endosome to vacuole transport; endosome transport via multivesicular body sorting pathway; protein transport
Cellular component (GO): ESCRT III complex; multivesicular body
Source: RefSeq, a predicted model, not a curated record